UAUAUCAAAAUGGUGUGAUUCACGUCUUAUUCACUAUAAAUAUUAUCAAAAAUAUAAACAAGAAAUUUAUGAGGCACUUUUUAUAUUUUUAAAAGUUGAUCAAACACAUAAAAUUCCCGUUUGAUUUUGUAUACAAGUAUCUUAUACUUAUUUUUUCUUCAAUAAUUCUCAGCCGAAUCAUAAAAUAACAAAAAUGACUUCUGCUCUUAACUUGGAACACUAUCUGAACAAUUUAGAGAAUCUUCCUGUUGAGUUACAACGAAACUUCACUCUGAUGCAAGAUCUUGACUCCAGAGUUCAAGAAUUAAUGCGCAACGUUGACAAACUGACAGACGAUUAUAUGUCAAAUUCCAAGGGAUACACAGCAGAUAAAAAACGCGAAAUGAUGACCAGCAUACAAUGUCAGUUUGACAAAGCGAAAGAAUAUAGCGAUGAUAAAGUUCAAUUGUCUAUACAAACUUAUGAAAUGGUAGAUAAACAUAUUAGAGAAUUUGAUUCAGAUUUAGCACGCUUUGAAGCUGAAAUUCAAGACAGAGUCAUUAGGGCUACAAGAAAUAUAGAAGAAAAUUCACAAAAACGAGAAUGUAAAAAGAUGAAAGACAAAGAAAUUAAAAAGAAGAGUGCAUCGAGUGAAGAAGAAACAGCUCCAAUAAAAACAUCUAAAAAGAAACAACUGAAAAAAGGAGUUACAAAAACAACAAGUGCAGCACCUAGUAAAACACCUUUAAUUAAUGUUGUCACUAAUCCAACAAACCCUACAAAUAGUGUAACCAGCGUUACAGUAGAAACUAGUUCCCUUACUGGUGCAUUAGUUGGUGCCGGAGGUGCACACUCGGCUGAAGUAUUAGAUAUGCCCGUUGAUCCAAAUGAGCCAACGUAUUGUUUAUGCAACCAAGUUUCUUAUGGAGAAAUGAUUGGCUGUGAUAAUCCUGAUUGUCCUAUUGAAUGGUUCCACUUUGCGUGUGUCAAAUUAACUACCAAGCCUAAAGGAAAAUGGUUCUGUCCUAAAUGUAUAACAGACAAAAAGAAAAAAUUCAUCGGGCAGUUACAUAAUAUCAUUGUUAUAUCAAAAUGGUGUGAUUCACGUCUUAUUCACUAUAAAUAUUAUCAAAAAUAUAAACAAGAAAUUUAUGAGGCACUUUUUAUAUUUUUAAAAGUUGAUCAAACACAUAAAAUUCCCGUUUGUUUUUGUAUACAAGUAUCUUAUACUUAUUUUUUCUUCAAUAAUUCUCAGCCGAAUCAUAAAAUAACAAAAAUGACUUCUGCUCUUAACUUGGAACACUAUCUGAACAAUUUAGAGAAUCUUCCUGUUGAGUUACAACGAAACUUCACUCUGAUGAGAGAUCUUGACUCCAGAGUUCAAGAAUUAAUGCGCAACAUUGACAAACUGACAGACGAUUAUAUGUCAAAUUCCAAGGGAUACACAGCAGAUAAAAAACGCGAAAUGAUGACCAGCAUACAAUGUCAGUUUGACAAAGCGAAAGAAUAUAGCGAUGAUAAAGUUCAAUUGUCUAUACAAACUUAUGAAAUGGUAGAUAAACAUAUUAGAGAAUUUGAUUCAGAUUUAGCACGCUUUGAAGCUGAAAUUCAAGACAGAGUCAUUAGUGCUACAAGAAAUAUAGAAGAAAAUUCACAAAAACGAGAAUGUAAAAAGAUGAAAGACAAAGAAAUUAAAAAGAAGAGUGCAUCGAGUGAAGAAGAAACAGCUCCAAUAAAAACAUCUAAAAAGAAACAACUGAAAAAAGGAGUUACAAAAACAACAAGUGCAGCACCUAGUAAAACACCUUUAAUUAAUGUUGUCACUAAUCCAACAAACCCUACAAAUAGUGUAACCAGCGUUACAGUAGAAACUAGUUCCCUUACUGGUGCAUUAGUUGGUGCCGGAGGUGCACACUCGGCUGAAGUAUUAGAUAUGCCCGUUGAUCCAAAUGAGCCAACGUAUUGUUUAUGCAACCAAGUUUCUUAUGGAGAAAUGAUUGGCUGUGAUAAUCCUGAUUGUCCUAUUGAAUGGUUCCACUUUGCAUGUGUCAAAUUAACUACCAAGCCUAAAGGAAAAUGGUUCUGUCCUAAAUGUAUAACAGACAGGAAGAAAAAAUAACACAUAUUAAAAAUGAUAUAAUUUUUUUUUAUUUUAUUUAUACAUACAUAUAAUGUAUAAUGUUAUGUUCAUUUUCUUACGGUAUAAGAACAAAUUAUUGUAAUUUGUAAUAUUUUCAUGAAUUGAAAACAUAAUAAGAAUAAAAUUUAAUUUCAAUAUAAAA
This is a messenger RNA of Rhopalosiphum padi (bird cherry-oat aphid), 2261 nucleotides long. RefSeq lists its product as uncharacterized. Gene Ontology annotation, cellular component: nucleus. Gene Ontology annotation, biological process: regulation of DNA-templated transcription. The transcript is spliced from 12 exons. The record is from RefSeq and is a predicted model, not a curated record. Bases 194 to 2098 code for a protein of 634 amino acids. NCBI's taxonomy places the organism in Eukaryota, Metazoa, Arthropoda, Insecta, Hemiptera, Aphididae.